Molecule: messenger RNA, 1698 nt
Organism: Cyprinodon tularosa
Lineage: Eukaryota; Metazoa; Chordata; Actinopteri; Cyprinodontiformes; Cyprinodontidae
Gene: hsdl2
Product: hydroxysteroid dehydrogenase like 2
Exons: 11
Coding region: 143-1396 (417 amino acids)
Cellular component (GO): mitochondrion
Source: RefSeq, a predicted model, not a curated record
CGAUCUUUGUUCAGUUUAGCAAUUGGAAGGUGAAUGAUACGUAACAUCCGGCUCGACGGGUCUUGUAUCUUUGAAGUGGGUGAAAGGUGAAAGACGAAAAGUCGCUGCUGCUGUUUGCUGGAUUGUCUCACCUUUAAUAAACAUGCUGCAGAACACAGGGAAGCUCGCCGGCUGCACGCUCUUCAUCACAGGAGCGAGCCGGGGCAUCGGGAAAGCCAUCGCUCUGAAAGCCGCCCGUGAUGGGGCCAACAUCGUCAUCGCCGCCAAGACGGCUGAGCCUCACCCGAAGCUUCCUGGAACCAUCUUCACCGCCGCAGACGAAGUGGAGGCGGCCGGAGGGAAGGCGCUGCCCUGCGUCGUGGACAUCCGGGACGAGCAGCAGAUCGGAGCGGCUGUUCAGAAAGCCGUGGAAACGUUUGGAGGCAUUGACAUCUUGGUGAACAACGCCAGCGCCAUCAGUCUGACAGGAACCCUGGAGACGCCAAUGAAGAAGGUGGACCUGAUGCUGGGAAUCAACCUGAGAGGAACAUACCUGACAUCAAAGCUCGUCAUCCCUCACCUCCUGAAGAGCCGCAGUCCCCACAUCCUGAACCUUUCACCGCCACUCAACAUGAACCCCGUCUGGUUCAAGAAUCAUACUGCGUAUACGAUGGCGAAGUACGGGAUGUCGAUGUGUGUCCUUGGGAUGGCCGAAGAGUUCAGAGGUCAAAUUGCUGUCAACGCCCUCUGGCCUAAAACUGCCAUCCAGACAGCGGCCAUGGACAUGCUGGGAGGGGAAGGUGUAGGAAAACAGUGUCGUACGGCGGAUAUUAUAGCAGACGCCGCCUACGCCAUCCUGACCAAACCCAAGGAUUACACGGGUCGCUUCCUGGUGGACGAGGAUGUCCUCAGGGAGCUCGGCGUCAAAGACUUUGACCAGUACGCCGUCCAGCCAGGCCACCCUCUGCUGCCGGACUUCUUCCUGGAUGAAGCUCCAGAGAAUCUGGUCAAACACAUGGAGGAACACGGGGCAACGCCGGCCUUCAAACCCCCGUCCUCAGACACGCCCCGUUCUGGUGGACCAAUAGAAAGCACCUUUGACGUCAUCAGAGGAGUCCUGAAUGAAGACGUGGUGAAAUCGACGCAGGGCAUCUACCGCUUCGACCUGUCAGGAGAACACAGCGGCGUCUGGUUCCUUGACCUGAAGAGCGGCUCCGGGAGCGCAGGGAAAGGCGAACCCCCUGUCAAGGCUGAUGUCGUUAUGACGAUGGACUCCAGUGACUUCACUAAAAUGUUCUCAGGGAAGCUGAAGCCCACGAUGGCCUUCAUGUCCGGGAAGCUGCGGAUCAAAGGGGACAUGACGCUCGCCAUCAAACUGGAGAAGCUGAUGGGGCGCAUGAACAAGGCCAAACUGUGAGGCCCAAGCUCCGCCCACAGACCUGAGGCCCCGCCUCCUCAGGUCUGCUCUACAUGUUGCCUUAAUCAAAAACUGACACCCUGGUAGGAGGACGAGAGCCGUUGACAUGACGACGAAGGGGGUGUUGCCGUCCUGGAGCCGACCACAACGUAGGCAGAGGGCUCAUAACCGGUUUGAACCAGUUCUAGCCAGCUUGCUCCAGUCUGGAUCAGCUGUUUUUUAUCAUGACUGUAAUUUCUUCUCUGACUAACAUUCACCGUGUUGCUAUGGUAACAGACAUUAAAUAAAUCUAAUUUAAAGUG